AGUGAAAUUGGAAGGGUCAAGAACCAUUAUACGGGAAUGUUAAAUCGAGCGUAGUAUGUAUGAUACCCAUAGAAUGUUAUCACCUGGCCCGUAAAAUGGAGGAUUACGGUUGUGUUCUGAAAACCCCUGUUAGCGAGGUCAAAUUGCGCAUGGAAAAAAUGGUCGAAUUCCAGUCUCCAACUCUCUAGACCUUAAACCCUUGCAAGUGCCCAGACUGCAGAAGAGUUUGGUGGGAUGAAGUUGGAGUACAGAUGAUUGCAAUUGACCAUCCAUAUAUCCAUUAUCACGUCCAAUUCAGGAGAAACUGCCAAAUAUGGAGCCAUUUCCAGCAGAAUACAUGAGCCAGUAGCUCUCGCUGUCUCUCUCUGUGAAGGGCAUGCAUGGGUUUUAAAUUAGAGGGUGCAUAAGCUUAGGUCUGACACAUUUGAGCAUCGAUGGAAAUGAUUUGUUGCUCGUUUUCCCCUUACUCGAGUACAACGGAAGGAGGGACCUCGUCACCUUUGCGGAGUCGGAUGAGUCGCCUCCUGUCUUCUCGUCGGACUGUCACGUCAUCCGCAGUCCCCGCUCUGCUUUCCUCUCGGCAAACCCUCGAGGUUUUACCCGUGCUCUCUGUGCACUUCACGGUGUGUCGUGUCUGACGAUGCAAAUGCACCGUCUUAGUUAACUGGAUUUCCGAGUUCGUCGGAAUUUAGUUCCCACCGAGAGAAGAGGAGGGAGGGAGGGAGGGAGUCUGGUGGGGAAAGCUGCGUGAUUGUAUGUGAUUGAAGUGGCACUUUUAUAGACGAACGUAGACGAAAAUGAGUGAGAUCCUAUGAGUGAGAAGGAGUCAUUAAGGGUGGAAGAACAUGGAACGUAUGUAUGGAGAAGGAAGCCAGAUGCAGGGCAACCUUCAGAGCCAAAAUCACGAAUAUAACAAUCGCCCGGGCACUGCAAGUACUGCUUCACAGUCUGCUGAAUUCGGUUCGCGCCCAAACGUAAUUUUCGAUGGAAAGCGAAUGCGUAAGCCUGUCCAUCGCAGAACGGUUGAUUACAGUUCCACCGUGGUGCGCUACCUUCAGGUCAGGAUGUGGCAGCGUGACGUUCGUGAUGCCCACAUACUGCAACCAACUCCAGCAGCAGCUGUGGAUUUGCUGCCAGCCGUUGCUUACCCCGAUAAUCCUUCAACCAGCUUUGCAACCAAGUUUGUGCAUCCCUCCACCAACAAAGUACGCUGUUCUAUAAACAGGGUCCUGUGGACGCCUACGGGACGAAGACUUAUCACGGGAUCUCAAAGUGGAGAAUUUACUCUCUGGAAUGGUCUGUCAUUUAACUUUGAAAUGAUAUUGCAGGCACAUGACCUAGCAGUGAGGUCGAUGGUUUGGAGUCACAAUGAAAACUGGAUGGUUACUGGGGAUGAUGGUGGCUGCAUCAAGUACUGGCAAACCAACAUGAAUAAUGUCAAAGCAAACAAAACUGCUCACAAGGAAGCUGUACGGGACUUGAGUUUCUCCAGUACAGACCUCAAGUUUUGUUCUUGUUCCGACGAUACGACUGUUAAAGUGUGGGACUUUGCGCGCUGUCAAGAAGAGCGAUCUCUUGCCGGCCAUGGAUGGGACGUGAAGAGCGUUGACUGGCAUCCUCAGAAGUCUCUGCUUGUAUCAGGAGCGAAGGACAAUCUGGUUAAGCUUUGGGAUGCCAAAACAGGCAAAGAGUUGAGCACAUUACAUGGACAUAAAAAUACUGUCCUUUCCGUCAAGUGGAACAGCAACGGCAAUUGGGUCAUCACUGCUUCCCGAGAUCAGACAAUUAAAUUAUAUGACAUUCGUACCUUGAAAGAGUUGGAGUCGUAUCGAGGUCAUCGGAAGGAGGUCACAGCCUUAGCUUGGCAUCCCUUCCACGAGGAACUUUUCGUCAGUGGCAGCUACGACGGGAGCAUAAUACACUGGCUAGUCGGACACGAAAUUCCCCAGGCAGAAGUUGCCAAUGCACACGAGAGCAGCGUAUGGGAUUUGGCGUGGCAUCCUAUGGGCCAUAUAUUAUGCAGUGGAAGCAACGACCACACAACCAAGUUUUGGUGCCGGAAUCGUCCAGGGGAUUCACUUCGAGACUGUCGACAGGCCAUCCCACAUUCGCAAGGGAAUCCAGGCGAUUCUUCAGCUCCUUCUGGUGGUCGGGCGUCUUUAACUGCAGCAUCAACAGAUGGUCCAGUAACACCUGGUCCCUUUACAGGCGGAGGACCUGUCCGUGGUGAAGGUGCCAUUCCUGGUGUAGGAAUGGCGAUGCCUAUGCCCCAGGCUCCCUGUGACACUGUGGUCGCAGCACCUGCUCUUCAAGCAGUUUUAGGGGUCAUGACCCCGAACACCGUUCCAAUCAAUCCACCCCCUCCGAAUACUCCUUAUCCGGCUGCAGCCCAAUCCAAUUUGCAGCAACAGCAACAACAACAACAACAACAACAGCAACAACAGCAACAUCAGCAACAGAUGCAGCAGCAACAGAUGCAACAACAGCAACAGGUUCAGCAGCAGCAGAUGCAAAGCAUGCAUGGUCUGGGAGGACAAACUUUACAAGUAGCACCUGCAUUUCCUCAACAACCCCCCGGACUUCCUCCACAUUUGAUGCAACAGAGUGUUCUUCCAAUGCCUCCUGGUGCCCCACCACCUCCACCGGCGCCGAAUGCAGGUCCUUUCGUGCAGGGGCAGCCGCCUAUGAGACAGAUGGUGGGCCCAUCCCCACCUAUGGGUCUGCCGCCAAUGCUAGCUGGACCGAACUUAGGAGGGGUGCAAAUGGCAAUGGGUACACCAGCACCUUUUGGAGCAGGGCCUCAGCGACCUUCCGGCAUGGGACCGAGUGUUUCUUCACCAUUUGGGACUUCAAUUGCUCAGCCCAUGCCAGGUCCAAUGGUUACCUCUCCGGCCAAUAACACAUUUCAGGGAGCUGCCCCCUCGGCCAUGAUGGAUGUUCGGGCCCAUGGGAUGAACGUUGGAUUGGCAAUGGGGAUGGCAAUGGGUUUGCCUCCUCAUCCUCAUGGACCUGGUCCUCCCCAUUCUUAGUCUUGUCCUACAUUUUUUGUAGUUCGCAUACUUAGCCCUAUAUGUACGUAGGUAGAGUUUCAAAUAAACUGUAACGGCACUCCACAUUACUGUACACAUGUCACUGAGGUGCUUUUUGUGUGUAAUGUGAAGUAUAUUUUCGCAGCAAUUUGCAAUUGCCUGGUGUUGCUGAAAGUCCAUUUCUGAAUGACAGUUGAGAUUCAUUUGUUCUGUGCUGGUUGUCGAACAAAGCCUUCCCACGAAACUGCUAGAAAGUGGUUAAACCAGCAUAUGAACGUUGAGAUAGAUACUAAGUGACUCGAAAGGAGACAGCGAACUGGAAACUAUGGAAGCAGGAUACAGGAACACAAAUGUAAGUGGUCCAUCUGCCAGUGCUUUUAACUCUUCCUUCCAAACUGUAGUAGCCGCCCAGGUAGGUCACCUGGUAUCUGCACCUACGGCAAUAGCCUGCCCACGGUAGGAGGUACACGGUGUCUCUACCUCCUUUGUGGAGAAAUUCUAGUUCUAAGGUAAUUGGAAGGAACCAGAUUAAAAAUUCUUUUGUAUGGACUCAUGAGAAGAGAAUAAAGUGAAGUUCGUCAAGGACUUGUUUAGC
Messenger RNA from Marchantia polymorpha subsp. ruderalis, 3624 nucleotides. The record is from the annotation of a GenBank genome assembly. NCBI's taxonomy places the organism in Eukaryota, Viridiplantae, Streptophyta, Marchantiopsida, Marchantiales, Marchantiaceae.